AUGCCUUCAGAUCCUCAAAAUGCAGACUACGUUUACCACUUUGGUGCCGCAAACUCUUCUUCAUGGUUUCCAAAUUUCCAAGCAAGUUCGUCGUCGUCUUCAAGAUUGCCACCACCUAGUUACGAAGCAGCAAUUUCUGGGCCGGAAUUACCCUCAAGAGUAGUACUUUCAAAUGCUGCUUCUGGGCAUGCUAGUGAACUUAACCAAGUUGUUGUAGAUUCACCUUCAAAUGACCAACAACCACAGCUUCCUCCGCCAGAAUAUUCACUUUCUGACGCGAACUUUAAAAGAACGCAGGAAGGUGUUUGUUCGGACGACGAUAAACUGAAUAAAGAGUCAGAAUCAUUGCUUCGAUUUUUUCAAGCACAUAAUGAUAAGCCCCAAAUGGCUGUUUCCAUACUUGGUUAUCACCAAGAGAGUCGGACUGAGCAUUACGUUUAUACAGACGAUCAGGGAAGACAACAAACUGGCACUAGACAACAUACACAGCAAGUGACAGAUUUUCAUCUUAAUUUAGAUCUCACAGAGUAUAUAUCAGAGUAUGGCAAAAUUAUUACGGUACCUAAAAAGGAUGAACCCGCCAAAGAAGUUAAAGAAUUGCUUGAAGAAUACAUUAAGCAUAGAAAUUCACUUAAAGAGAUAGAAAUGCGAAAGGUGGUAAACUGGGAAUACGAAAGCAUUUCAAGAGCCAUCACUGCAGCAAUCCGAAGUCAAGGAUACACCAAUUAUAUAACAAUUUCCUAUCCACUUCGAAAUCACAUCGUCGCCGUGCACUCCAAUACAAAACUGAGUCGUUUUGCGCGUCAUCCU
Ambispora leptoticha is the source of this 810-nucleotide messenger RNA. NCBI's taxonomy places the organism in Eukaryota, Fungi, Glomeromycota, Glomeromycetes, Archaeosporales, Ambisporaceae. The record is from the annotation of a GenBank genome assembly.